GCAGUAAAUAGUAAUACAGUAUUACAGUCACGGUGCGUAGGAUCUCCAGCAUCUGUCUGGUGAUUCGUACCUAUCUAGGCCAAUUUCAUAGUGUGAUUUCCGUUCUCGUGUCUAGUGGAUUUCUUUGACAAACGCGAUGGAAGACAUAUUCCAGUGGUGCCGAGAAGGCGUUGCCAUGCAAGUGCGGGUUUGGCUCGAUGACACUGAACAUGACAUGAAUCACGGAGAUGAUCACGGAUUCAGUCCAUUGCAUUGGGCCGCUAAAGAGGGCCAUCUGAAGAUCGUUGAGAUGCUUGUACAGAGAGGCGCCCGCAUAAAUUCAACAAAUCGAGGCGACGACACGCCUCUUCACUUGGCUGCAGCACACGGUCACCAUGAAAUCGUUCACCUGUUGUUGAAAAAUCGCGCUGACAUUAAUUUCACAAAUGAACACGGUAACACUCCGUUACAUUAUGCUUGCUUCUGGGGUUAUGAUGCAAUUGCUGAAGAACUUAUUGAAAAUGGUGCAUUGGCUGCUUUGGCCAACAAAGAUGGAGACACUCCGUUAGACAAGGGAAGAGGGCCAAUUUUAAAACAUUUGAAAGAUUUGGCUUUGCAAUCUGGUCAAGAUCUUACUAAAAUCAAUUUCAAAGAUCAGAGCUGGUUAGGUUUGAAAACAAGAAGCCGAGAUGCUACAUUAUCGCGACAUAAAGGAAUAAACUUGAGUGAUCUUUACUUGCACACAAAAAUGGCUACAUCGCCCAGUGGAGAAACAUGGCGUGGUCAUUGGCAAAAAAAUGACAUUGUCGCAAAAGUAUUAGCUGUUCGACAGUGUACUCCUCGAAUUUCCAGAGAUUUCAAUGAAGAAUUCCCAAAACUUAGAAUAUUCUCGCACCCUAAUGUGUUGCCGGUGAUAGGAUGUUGCAACUCCCCUCCUAACUUGGUGGUUAUUAGUCAGUAUAUGCCUUGGGGAUCUCUUUAUACUUUAUUACAUGAAGGAGCUAGAGUUACAGUGGACACAGCCUUAGCACUUAGACUCGCAGUAGAUGUUUCUAGGGCCAUGGCGUUUUUACAUAGUCUGGAGAGGAUUAUACCACAGUUUCAUUUGAAUAGUCAUCAUAUCAUGAUUGAUGAGGACCUUACAGCUAGGAUAAAUAUGGCAGAUGCUAAAUUUUCAUUCCAAGAAAAGGCAAGAGUAUAUUACCCUGGGUGGAUGUCUCCCGAAGCUUUACAAAAAAAACGAAUUGACACUAAUUCUGAAGCUUGUGACAUGUGGAGUUUUGCUGUUCUUUUAUGGGAAUUAGCUACUAGGGAAGUUCCAUUUUCUCAUUUGUCACCAAUGGAAAUAGGGAUGAAGGUGGCUUUGGAUGGUUUAAGAGUGUCUAUUCCAUCUGAUAUUUCACCUCAUCUCACUAAACUGAUUAAGAUAUGUAUGAAUGAGGAUCCGGGCAAACGGCCAACUUUUGACAUGGUGCUUCCAAUUUUGGAUAAAAUGAAAAGAUAAUAACAAAAUGUAACAAACGUUUUCAGUGCUAUAGUUGAAGAAGAAAUCUUAACAGAUAGGUUACUAAUUUUUACACAAUAAAUUUAUUUCAAAACUGAUCAAUAACUGUAUCAAGUGGUUAAAAAUUUAAAUUUUUAUAAUAUAUAUGUAUUUGUAAUUUCA
Messenger RNA from Melanaphis sacchari, 1645 nucleotides. It is a transcript of the gene Ilk, whose product is annotated as integrin-linked protein kinase. The coding region runs from base 137 to 1483 and encodes 448 amino acids. Gene Ontology annotation, molecular function: ATP binding; protein kinase activity; protein binding. NCBI's taxonomy places the organism in Eukaryota, Metazoa, Arthropoda, Insecta, Hemiptera, Aphididae. Gene Ontology annotation, cellular component: focal adhesion; stress fiber. The record is from RefSeq and is a predicted model, not a curated record. Gene Ontology annotation, biological process: protein phosphorylation; integrin-mediated signaling pathway; cell-matrix adhesion. The transcript is spliced from 9 exons.